Molecule: messenger RNA, 3639 nt
Organism: Lodderomyces theae
Lineage: Eukaryota; Fungi; Ascomycota; Pichiomycetes; Serinales; Debaryomycetaceae
Exons: 1
Coding region: 1-3639 (1212 amino acids)
Biological process (GO): nuclear division
Cellular component (GO): nucleus; cytoplasm
Molecular function (GO): mRNA binding
Source: RefSeq, a predicted model, not a curated record
AUGCCUACUCCUGCUGAAAUUAUCGCUGCUCGUUUGAACAACCAAUUGGAAGAUGUCGAGCAAGAAGAAUCCAUCGCGUCAAUUGUUGAACAACCCAAAUCUAGGAGCACCACGCCAUCAAUCAAUGACGCUUCAGCUUUUCCUGCUUUGGGAUCAAAACCAGGAUCAAAUGUUCAACAUGCGGGUGCUUCUUCAUGGGGACCGAAAAUGAAGGCGCCUACAGCUGCAUCUGCUGUCUCCUCCACUGCCCCCAAAGCUGCCAAAAACGGCAAUGGGUUUGCUGUCAAGACGAAGAUCUCUACAAUCCAAGAGGCUUUUACUUUGGAUGUUGAAGAUCAAUUGAAUGUUGCUCGACCAGAAUUUAUCAAGAUUUUGACCUUUGUUAUGCAAGAGACAAAAACAAACGUUGAGUGCACCACUUCGCAACAUACUAAAAAAAGAACAUUUUUGAUCAGUGGUAAGCCAGAUGAUGUGAAGGUUGCCAAGCGUUUGGUCGUCAAAAAGUUGACUAAGCCAGUGCAAAUUAAGUUUAAUGUUCCUGCAAAAUUGAGAUCUAGAAUCAUCGGUCAAGGUGGAAGGACCUUGAAACCUAUUAUUCAAGCCAAUGAUGUGAAAAUUGAAAUUGGUGAUAAAGAAGAGAGUCAAGAGACAAGUGAUGCUGGCCAAGACGAUAAUGACGACGAUUUGUUUGCAACCACCGUUGUAAUCACCAUUGACGGUGACGUUGAAGGUGCCAAAGCUGCAAAGAAUGAAAUUUUGGCCAUUGUGAAAGAGGAAACAAAGAAUUUGACAGCAAAGGUUUCUUUGAAUGAGAACGUCAAACCAUUUGCCGAGAAAGAGUUGCAAGGUAUUGUUGAAAAUUACAAUCAGUUGGACUUUUCCAUUCCUACUUUUAAAUCAGCAUCCAAUUCUAUUGUUAUUCAUGGUGAACGUGACUUGGUAUUGGAAGCGAAAGCAGAUGUGAAAGCCGCUUUGGAGAAAUUAUCACAAAAAAUUGUUGUUGAAGAAGUGCCAAUUCCUGCAACCAAGCGUCAAUUCUUGCCAAUUGAUGAAGUUUUGCUGAGGUGCAAUGUCUUGAUCCAAUUGCCCAAAAAUGCCGAGACAAAUGUCAAAUUCAUCGGUGAGAGAAAGAAUAUCAAGUCCGCUCAAGAGGAGGCAAGAAAAGUUACUUCACAAUACAGGGUUGAAGUAUUGGAUAUGUCAAAGGCCCACAAGGGGAACUUGAGACACGUUAGUGCCGUUGCUGCAUACUUGAAUAAGGUGGGUGCUUUCAAAACAAUUGCAGAUUCCAAUGAAGUUGUCAUUAACACACCAUCCAUCAAGGAAUUGGACAAUGAAGCGUUAACUUCUAUUCCAAUUCAAAUUGUAUCAAAGGGGAGCGAUGAACAGAUCAAGACAGCGAAGAAAUCUAUCGUUAGUCAAGUUAAUAAAAUCACCCCUGACCAAACCAAGGUGAUUGAUGAUAUCGAAUCCUUUUUGUUGAGCAAAGUUGACGAUGUUAUUGGAGCUGUUGCCAAGAAGGAGAAUGUCGAAUACAUAAUCUUACACAACUCCAUUACCUUGCUCAAAUCCCCAGAAACACAAGACGAAGCGGAGGAUUUUGAUGACUUUGAGGCUAAUGGUGACGGUGAUGAUUCUUUCACAAAAGUCAACGCAGCUUUGGACGAAUUGAGGCAAUUGGCAGCUAAUUUGUCGAGCACAACUUUGGAAGUUGCCUCGAAGGAGCAAGACACUAUUGUUUCUGGUCCAAAGGGUGUUACAUUGAAGUCCAUCUUGUCUGCAGUUGAACCUGAUUCUGUUUCUGUGAACUUACACAGCAACGGAACUUCAUCUUCUGAGAAUGAAAUCUACAUCCAUGGUAUCAAGUCCUCAGUUGCAACUGUUAAAAAGGAGAUUGAGUCAGUGUUGGCUGAUGCAAGGGAGUAUCCUGAUGGGUUCACCGAUGAAGUACGUGUACCUUCCCAAAUUGUGUCCAGAUUGGUUGGUAAGAAUGGAACUUUCUUAAACUCCCUUCGCGAUGAAUUUGGUGUCAAGAUUGAUGUCCCUGAUCAAGAUGCAAAGAAGGACGACUCUGAGAAAUCUGAUAUCACUAUCAAUGGAGUUAAGAAAAAUGUCGAAGCAGCCAAGGCGAAAAUUGCAGCAUUGGCAAAGAAGUGGGCUGAUGAAACUUUGGUUAGAGUCAGAAUCGAAAACCAAUAUCACCGCAGAAUGAUUGGUGCCCAGGGUGUGUUUAUACAUCGUUUGCAAGACAAGUACAAUGUCAAGAUUAGGUUCCCCGCUGCCGAUGCGUCAUCACCAUCACCUUUUGCUGAUGCACCCAAGUCCAAGGAUGAAGUUACGAUCAAGGGCCCUUCCAAGGGGGUUGCAAAAGCUCAAGAGGAAUUGCAAGAGUUGUACCAGUUUGAAAAAGAAAACGGGUUCAAGAAGCAAUUGCAAAUCCCAUCAAAAGCUGUGGCUAGGAUUAUUGGUAAAAAUGGUGAAACCAUCAAGGACAUUGCUGAUGGUACUGGAGUCGAAUACACCUUCAAGCGUGAAAAUGAGGAGUCAAACGGAUUUGUCGAAUUGGAAUUGACGGGCUCCAAGAGUGCUUUGAAAGAAGCAUCUACAAAGAUUCAAGAAAUUGUCGAUGAGGUUGAAAACUUUGUUGUACGUACACUCAAAGUCGAUGCCAAGUACCAUCGUGAUUUGGUGGGUCCUUCUGGAUCUGUUAUGAAACAAAUUAUCACCUCAGCAGGUGGGGAUGACUUACCAAGAGGAAAAUACCAUCGUUUGUUAAGUAUUCCUAAUGAAGGCUCUGGCUCCGACGAAGUUGUAUCUCAAGGUGACAAAGCAAUUGUCGACAAGAUCAUCAGCGCAAUUGAAAAAAUCGUCAAGGAGAAGGAAUCGUCUAUUGUUGAAGAGAUAGAUUUGCCAAAAGAUAAGCACAGAUUGAUUAUUGGACCCAGUGGAUCUGUCCGCCAUUCAUUGCAAUCAGAAUUUGGUGUGACUAUUGAAAUUCCAAGACCAAAUGAUGAAAGUACAAUUGUUAAAGUGAGUGGUUUACCGGACAAAGUGUCAGCUGCAAAAGACAAGAUUGAAGAGUUGACCAAAGAUGAUUGGAAGUUGUCUAUUGACGUUUUGGCAAAGUACCAUCCACUUGUUUCUGAGCAUGGAGCUGCUUUCAAGAAAUUAAAGAGUGAUUUCAAAGUUGAAGUAACUCAUGGCAAUUUCACGAGACAAGCCAGCAAGUUGUCUUUGUCGUCAAUUCCUGCUCCUCCAGAAUCAGCAUACCCUGAAAACGAUGAGGAGUUUAAAUUUACUAUUGAACCGAUUGGCACUGUCGAUGGCGAUGACGAAGUUGUAAUUCCUUGGAGAUUGAAAGGAGAGGAGAAGGAUGUAGAGAAAGCCGCUGAGUUUAUCAACAAAAAGUUGGAAUUGGCGAAAUCAGCAACUUCUCAAGGUUGGUUGUAUGCAUCAAAACCUUCGGUAUUUUCCAAGAUCAUUGGACCCCAAGGUUCUAAAAUAAACCAAUUGCGCAACAAAACCAAUACCUUCAUCACAAUCCCCAGAGCCACUGACAAGUACUCCAAGUUUGUCUAUGUCGUUGGAGAAGAAGACAACUUAAAUAAGGCGCAUGAAGAGAUUAAAAAGUUAUUGUAA